Colletotrichum spaethianum is the source of this 780-nucleotide messenger RNA. Its product is annotated as histone deacetylase complex subunit SAP18. Lineage: Eukaryota; Fungi; Ascomycota; Sordariomycetes; Glomerellales; Glomerellaceae. Gene Ontology annotation, biological process: negative regulation of DNA-templated transcription. Gene Ontology annotation, cellular component: nucleus. The coding region runs from base 1 to 780 and encodes 259 amino acids. Gene Ontology annotation, molecular function: transcription factor binding; transcription corepressor activity. The record is from RefSeq and is a predicted model, not a curated record. The transcript has 2 exons.
AUGGCGUCGAUCGAGCGGGAAGGGACUGCACCGUUUCUUCUGCAGCUUUUUUGCAAGAACGGUUCAUUUCACAGAACAGACGAGUUCGCCUCGAGAAACCUGCCACCCGCACUGUCACUCUACACGUGGCCCGACUGCACCCUGACCGAGCUCGCGGAGCAGAUCGCCGCCGCAGACCCUUCGUUACUGCCAAGCCCGUCCGUAGGCACCAGGCUGGCCUUCCGUGUUAUAUACCCAGAUACUCGAAAUGUAGCAGCCCCAUCCGGCACGCACCACGCGCAGGCACAGACCCCCCGCUUCAUGGUUAAGGACCUAGGGAGCGUCGUGUUGGGUGACGGCACGGCUGCCGCUAUUCUCGCCGCCAGCGGGGCCGAGGGGGGGGAGGGAGACAUGCACAUGGCCGAUACGACGGCGACGCUGCCGGACACCGAUACGGCCAAGGAUAAGACGCUCGGCGACGCCAAGUUUGUGGUGGGGGACUACAUUUCAUGUGCCGUUCUGCCGCCGCUGCCUGACGGCUCUGUGGCCCCGGCCCUUACUGCACGGAACGACAGGACAGCAGGACCAUUUAGCGCAAGGGGCGGUCUGGGCGGCCUGGCCUCACAGGGACCGCGCCGUGAUGCUGCGUUUGGUGGAAGACAGGGACGAGACAGAGAAAGGCGGCGCUCCGGAUUUGUGGACAGCGGUUUCCCCGAAGGAGAGUGGAGGAGAGGCGAGAGGUUGCCGGAAGACCCUCCUGACAGGUCUUGGGGCAGAGGACGGAGGCCAGACAGAUGGUGA